CGGUACGUUCGAAAUUGGUGACAUUUUUGCACGUGUUUGCUCUGAAAUUUAUUUACUGCUUAUUGUCAUAUAAUUCUUGAAAUUAUGGUCCAAAUCUCUAAAAAACGUGUUCGUAGAAACACAAUUGUUUUAGAUAGUGGCUCAAAUUCGGUUAUAACUGCAUUACCGCCUGGUAAUACAGUAUCAACUACUAGCUCUCAAAAUGGUUUGAGUGCAGAUCUCACUCCUGUGAUACAGGUGAAAGAUGUUCUGUUAGAGAACUCUGAGUUCUGUAAACUAAACCUCCUUUUGAAAGAUAUGCAGAGGCAAGUAAGUGAAAUUCAGAAAAAAUUAGAUCAGUUUGAUAGUAUGUCACUGCCAAUCUCAAAUACCACGGAGAGCCGUUCUGAUAUUGGCCAGGUUAAGUGUUUACUGGAUGUAACUCAAAAUAAGCUUUUGAAUUUAGACCCAAUAGCCUGUCUUUUAGAAAGGCAUCCUAAAAUAUCUCCAGACAACCUAAAUAAAGCUGAAAAUCUGAUUGACUGCUUGGCUACGGAGGUGAUGAAGCGUAUAACCUCUUCUCACCAAGCUAUAGUUUACAACGUCCCAGAUUCUCUGCCCCUGAAAACUGUAAGACACAAAAUCCUGAUUUGUUGCGGCAUGGCUAGUGUUCCAUGUGAAUGCAAACGACUUCGUAAAAAGUCUAACCAGGCUAAUUGCCCAAUCAUUUUUAAAUUCAGUAAUUCCCUUGAUGCUAGUAAGUUUACUAAAUGUCAGGAUCACUUAAGACUGAAUAGCAGUUAUAAGUCUAUAACCGUAGCUCAGGAUAAAACACCGUGUCAGCGCAGAAUAAUGCGUAGUAAUAACCUGGUCACCUCCUCUAGCUCUAGCUUUGAUUUACCAAAUAAGGAUCGUGCACAGCAACAGACACCUAGUGCUGAAACUAGCAUUCAGCAAACUACACAACAACCACACCUGCCAAUGGAACUAGGAACUGAUUUAGAUACCAGUACCCCUGUAAAUAAAGCCUCAUCGAAAGAUGUUAAAAUGACUAGAACUUCUGCAAGUUGUUCUAAGAAAUUUCCCCCCAAACGUAGUAACCUCACCACGAUGAACAAAUUUCGCAGGGUUGAGACUAAUGAUGGGGAAGAAUACUUUGUAUUCAAUAAGCCUGCUGAGAGUAAGAAUGCCAACAAACCAUCACUUGUUACGAAAAACUCCUCUCGAAACAUAAGUAUAUCUGGAGGUGUUCCGCAUGCUCCACCUUAUAGAAAGUCAGGCUCCAAGACUCCUAAAGUCUUGCAGCCAAAGCACCUUCCUUCACAAUUCCCUUUAAGUUAUAAAAACAACCCGAAGGUGUAUACCGGUAUGACGAAUAGCAGUUGGAUGGGUAGACCUUCUGAUGCUAUGCCUUUUAACCGUCAACCUAGGCCCAACCUGUACUACCCUUAUAUCCAGGAACACAUGGUAAAUUUUCCAGGUGUCCCGAAUCACUGGUACGACCCAUGGCACCUAGGACCACCUCAUUGCACACCAACCCGAUGUACAGACACCCAGUCCGACCUCCUUUUCAUUCAUAAAUUCUUGCGGUGCUGACGCACAAAUAGAUUUAGGUUAUGGUGACAUUUUAAGCCAGUUUGUAGUAUCCCGUGACUUAUUCACGAUAUUGCUAAUUAAUGCACGUUCCUUAAUCAAUAAGAUAUCUGAACUAAGGACAUUAUUAUUAGUCGCCAAGCCUACUGUAGCUCUGAUUACUGAGUCAUGGUGCUCAUCCUCUGUACUUGAUGUGCAUAUAGGUAUCGAUGAUUACACUGUACACCGUGCAAACAGAGAUUGCAAGCGUGGUGGAGGAUGUCUCAUAUAUAUACAUAGCUCAUUUGUAGUCAGUAAGGUGGAAGAUGAAACAAUGAAUAAUGUACCUGACUCACUCUGGGUUGUCUUACAUGGAGAUAAGUACAAACUUCUCAUAGGCUGUGUUUAUCGAGCACCAAGCUCAACAAAAGAAACUGAUGCGUUAUUAGCUAAAUCGUUUGCACACGCAUCCUCGUUUAGUGCUAAUUACAAAAUAAUUGCAGGGGACUUCAAUCUUCCAGAAGUCAAUUGGCUAACUAGUUCCGGCCCCCAACGCUUCGACGAAUUACUUGCCACUAUAGACUGUUAUGGAUGGCAACAACACGUCCAGACACCUACUCGUGGUGACAACAUGUUGGACCUUGUUUUUUGUCAUGACACAAUCCCAGUAUCCACUAUGUUGGUAAUCGAUUUUCCAGUAGUGACCAUAGAAUGGUACUCUGCUCUCUGCCUUUCUCACCACUAAAUACAGGAAACAAACAAGACUCAGGAAGCACAAUAUGUCGUAGUUACAAAUAUACAGACUGGGGAUUAGUCCAAGAACUUAUUCGACUCUGUCAAUGGGAUGACUAUUUUACCACUGACUCCCUGGAGGCCUUAGUAACCCUGUUUUACAGGAAUGUUACCCUUUGUCUAGAUACAGUUGCUCCAAAGAAAAUAGUGAAAUUAAGUAGACACCGAACUGAAUAUAUUCCAAGGGCACACCGUAAUAAGUUAAGGAAACUGAAGAAACAGUACUAUUCCACUAAGGACAUAUCACUAUUGCUCUCAAUCCACGAGUCUCUUGAAUCUCUCAAGCGCCUACGCUCUCAAAAGGACCUCGACGAAGAGUUAACGGCACUUGAAAGUACCUCCAAAGUUUAUAACUUAACGGCACUUCUUAAAAAACGAAUGCAGUCGGCGAGGGAAAUCCCAUACUUACUUCACGACAAAGUAAUCUACAAUGAACCUGCCACUAUCUGUGAACUCUUC
Molecule: messenger RNA, 2802 nt
Organism: Trichobilharzia regenti
Lineage: Eukaryota; Metazoa; Platyhelminthes; Trematoda; Strigeidida; Schistosomatidae
Source: the annotation of a GenBank genome assembly